Messenger RNA from Juglans microcarpa x Juglans regia, 933 nucleotides. RefSeq lists its product as uncharacterized. NCBI's taxonomy places the organism in Eukaryota, Viridiplantae, Streptophyta, Magnoliopsida, Fagales, Juglandaceae. The record is from RefSeq and is a predicted model, not a curated record. The transcript has 4 exons. The coding region runs from base 1 to 933 and encodes 310 amino acids.
AUGGCUCAGAUAUCAAAAUUGCAGGAAUCCAAUAAGGGUGAGAGGGGCGACAAAUUCAAAAGCCUGAGCAAAGAGGUGGAGGGGCUUCUUGAAAAGGAUAAUCUGAAGUGGAAGCAAAGGGCCAAACAAAGAUGGCUUCAGGAAAGGGACAUAAACACUAUGUAUUUCCAUCAGUGUGCAAACCAAAGAAGGAAAACAAAUUCAAUACAAAAAAUCAUCAAUGAUGAAGGGAAGAUUCUAACAAGACCAGAGGAUAUUGGAACUCAAUUUCAAGGUUCUUUUCUGAACUUUUCUCUACAGAGUGUCCAAGUGGGAAUGAGUCCUAAGGUUACUGAAGCAGCACUUUAUGUUCUAAAUUCUGGUGGUUUGAUAUCUGAUGCUGAGAAAACUUUUAUUGCAUUGAUUCCAAAGAAAAAAAAAUCUCCUACUAAGUCAACUUUUGUGCCUAGUAAACUUAUUGCUAACAAUAUAAUUGUUGCUUAUGAGGCUUUACAUACUAUGAACAACAAGUUAUUUGGUAAAACUGGAUACAUGGUCUUGAAACUCGAUACGAGUAAGGCAUAUGAUCUAGUAGAAUGGGAUUUUUUGAGAGCUGUCAUCAGAAGAAUGGACUUUGGCCAUCAAUGGAUUGAAUUAGUUAUGAAGGGAGUGGAAUCUAUCUCUUAUUCUAUCUUGGCCAAUUCUCUUGAAUGGAGCAUGCUUAUUUACUUACUGGAAACUUAUGAAAAAGCCUCUGGUCAAAGACUCAAUAAGGAUAAGACAUCCAUUCAAUUUAGUAGAAACACUCCCAAAGAAACUCAAGAGAUGGAGCUGGAAAUUGCAGAUGUUAAAUCAAGUCAAUCACAUGAAAGAUACCUGGGCCUCCCAACCUUGAUUGGAAGAGCUCGUGCAAAGGCCUUUGGUAGUAUCCUGGACAGAGUCAAACAAGGAUAA